UACCAGGUAAUCUGUGCACCCAUCUGCUAUUACUGCCACCAGCCGUUUAUAAACUCCUCCAAUAUGCCAAGUCUCCUCUAACUUCUAUAAACCAACUCAACUGAAGACAAUGCUGCUGUCUCCUCAGGCAGAGAGGAACUGGGAGGAUCUUUGUUCAGUGCUUGAAGAUGUGUUGGAGGAUCAGUCACACAGGCAGUUGUUUGCCUUAGAGCUGGGCUCUGGAACUGGGCAGCAUGUCAUACGGUUUGCCCAGAAGAUACCUUUUGUCACCUGGCAGCCAUCUGACAUCAAGGAUGACUCUCGGGAAAGUAUUAAGGCAUAUAUUGCUGCCACCAAAGCAGAAUCGGUGCUGCAGCCAGUCCACUUAGAUGCCAGCGAACCUUGGGAGAAAUGGGCGGGCCUUUCUCGCAGCUCCUGUGAUGUCAUCAUCGCCAUAAACCUACUGCAGUACAGCUCCUUCAAAACAGCACAAGGAGUUUUCAGUGGAGCGGGUGAGAUUCUCAAACAAAAUGGACUCUUGAUAACAUAUGGGGUGUACGCUGUUAAUGGCAUCAUCAGCCCAGACUCUAAUGAACACCUGGAUGAAGAGCUUCGAAAAAUGAAUCCAGAAUGGGGUCUGCCUGAUAUUGAUGUGCUCAGGCAGCAGGCCUUUGGGAACGGACUGCGUCUGGAGAGGAUGAUUGAGAUGGAAGACUACUACAAAUGCCUCAUCUUCAGAAAACUCUGAGGAUGAUGUCAUCACUGCAGAAAAUGCAGAUAACUUUUCCAUGUUUUCUAAACUUGGGAGACACACUAGGACUACAAUCAUGAAGAAGUUCCUGUGGACUUUAGCAAGGCUAGAGACUGCAUCCAGUAUCAGAAAGGUACGGCUCAAUAUCAUAUGAAUAAGACAUGCAUCUCGUUCAGCUAGCCAGCUGAAAUUUCCAACUAAAAACUGGUCACUUUUAUGUUGAAAAUUAAUGACAUUGGAUGUUUGGAUUGCAAAUUUGGAUCUAUUUUUUUAAAUUGACACAAAGUUAUUUAUUCUGUGCUUGCUGUCUUAAUUUAUAUAAUUUCUGAACUGCUGUGUCUUUCUUAUGCUAAACCCAUACUUAUAAGAGAUUUAACAUCUUACGCAUAAUUGUUUGUCAGUGUUGUAAUUUUAUAGCCUUUAAAUUCUGUUUUUAAAUCCCAAUUUAAACCCCUCUGAUUUACACAGAAAUAUGUGCAAAUGUGACAA
This is a messenger RNA of Menidia menidia (Atlantic silverside), 1219 nucleotides long. The record is from the annotation of a GenBank genome assembly. NCBI's taxonomy places the organism in Eukaryota, Metazoa, Chordata, Actinopteri, Atheriniformes, Atherinopsidae.